This is a messenger RNA of Agelaius phoeniceus (red-winged blackbird), 7610 nucleotides long. NCBI's taxonomy places the organism in Eukaryota, Metazoa, Chordata, Aves, Passeriformes, Icteridae. The record is from RefSeq and is a predicted model, not a curated record.
GCGAGGCAGUGCCGGCAGCAUGAGGAGCGGCGGCGCCGCUGCAGCCGCUGGGUCCGCGGGACAGGCGCAGCAGGAAUAACAUGUGUGGAAGUACUUGCUAUUGUUGAUCACCUGUACCCCAGCACGAGAGCUCCAGCUUAAUCAUUCUCUGCUCUCAGAACAUGGAGGAAAAUGAUGAUGAAAAAUACAAUCAAGCUGGCCAGAUAUUUGAAAACUUUGUACAAGCAUCAACAUGCAAAGGCACCAUUCAGGCCUUCAAUAUUCUCACUCGCCAACUUGACUUAGAUCCUUUGGACAACAGAAACUUUUACACCAAACUAAAAUCAAGAGUUACCACAUGGAAGGCCAAAGCUUUGUGGAACAAGCUUGAUAAGAGAGCAAGUCACAAAGAGUAUAAACGCGGGAAGUCUUGUAUGAACACUAAGUGUUUAAUUAUUGGAGGUGGCCCCUGUGGCCUGCGGACUGCCAUAGAACUUGCCUUCCUGGGAGCCAAGGUUGUCGUUGUGGAGAAGAGGGACACUUUCUCCAGGAACAAUGUGCUGCAUCUCUGGCCCUUUACCAUCCACGACCUUCGGGGACUGGGAGCAAAGAAAUUCUAUGGCAAGUUCUGUGCAGGAUCUAUUGAUCACAUCAGUAUUCGACAGCUUCAACUCAUCCUCUUCAAAGUUGCCCUUAUCCUUGGAGUGGAAAUUCACGUGAACCUGGAAUUCGUGAAAGUCCUGGAGCCUCCUGAAGAUCAAGAAAACCAAAAGAUGGGUUGGAGAGCUGAAUUUCUCCCCAUGGAUCACCCUUUGUCAGAGUAUGAAUUUGAUGUUAUCAUUGGUGCAGAUGGCCGCAGGAACACCUUGGAAGGCUUCAGGAGGAAGGAAUUUCGUGGAAAGCUGGCUAUAGCAAUCACUGCCAAUUUUAUAAACAGAAAUACAACUGCAGAAGCCAAGGUAGAAGAAAUCAGUGGGGUUGCUUUCAUCUUCAAUCAGAAGUUCUUCCAGGACCUGAAAGAGGAAACGGGGAUUGACCUGGAGAAUAUUGUUUACUAUAAAGACAGCACGCAUUAUUUUGUGAUGACAGCAAAAAAGCAGAGUCUUCUGGACAAAGGAGUGAUUAUUAACGACUCUGUUGAUACCGAGCUGCUGCUCUGUGGGGAAAAUGUGAACCAGAGCAAUUUGCUGUCCUACGCCAGAGAAGCUGCUGACUUUGCAACCAACUACCAGCUGCCUUCCUUGGAUUUUGCAAUUAAUCAUUAUGGCCAACCAGAUGUAGCAAUGUUUGAUUUUACCUCCAUGUAUGCAUCUGAAAACGCUGCGCUGGUGAGAGAGAGGCACAGACAUCAGCUCCUGGUGGCUCUUGUUGGAGAUAGUUUGCUUGAGCCCUUCUGGCCGAUGGGCACUGGUUGUGCAAGAGGCUUCUUGGCUGCCUUUGACACGGCGUGGAUGGUGCGGGGCUGGGCGCAGGGGAGGCCCCCGCUGGAGAUCCUGGCUGAACGAGAGAGCAUUUAUCGACUCUUGCCUCAGACAACCCCUGAAAACAUUAAUAAGAACUUUGACCAGUACACCAUUGACCCGGGAACAAGAUACCCAAACUUGAACUCGAGCUGUGUUCGACCUCACCAGGUGAGACAAUUAUAUGUUACCAAUGAGCUACAGCAGUGUCCUCUUGAAAGAGUGAGCUCCAUCAGAAGAUCAGUGAACCUCACAAGACAGGAGUCAGAUAUUCGGCCUAACAAGCUUCUGACGUGGUGCCAGAAGCAGACGGAGGGAUACCGAAAUGUCAAUGUCACUGACCUGACCAGCUCCUGGAAAAGUGGCCUUGCUCUGUGUGCCAUCAUCCAUCGCUUCAGGCCUGACCUCAUUGACUUCGAGGCCCUGAACGAGGAGGACGCGGUGAGGAACAACCAGCUGGCCUUCGACGUGGCCGAGCGGGAGUUUGGGAUCCCCCCGGUGACCACGGGCCAGGAGCUGGGCUCGGCCGGGGAGCCCGACAAGCUCAGCAUGGUGCUGUACCUGUCCAAGUUCUACGAGCUGUUCCGCGGCACCCCUCUGCGCGCAGUCGAUGCUGCUGAGAAGCAAAAUGGAGAAAAUAAUGAUCCUGGUUCACCAAAAUCAUCAAAUUUCAUCUUUAAUAAUCAUAUCAAUUUAACUUUACCAAGAAAACGAGUACCAAAGGCUGAAGGGAAAACAGAAGAAAAUGAGACGAACAAGAGGCGUCGGAAAGGCCUCUUUGGUGUCUUUGAGCAGACUUCAGGCUUUCCAAGCCAGGGGACAAACAAUGGGAAAGAACAGAGUGAAUGCAGAGAAGGAAUGAACCAGAACAAAGUCAAAUCAAUGGCAACUCAGCUGCUGGCAAAGUUUGAAGAGAAUUCUUCCAAUACAAUUCUGAGGAGACAGAAAAGAGCUCAGACCAUAGCAAAUAGGGAAUUCCAUAAAAAGAACAUUAAAGAAAAAGCAGCACAUCUCGCCUCAAUGUUUGGAUACAUGGAGUUUCCAAAGAAUAAGCUACCUACUAAAGGCUUACCCCAUUCUCAGCCCCCAACUCCCUCUUGCCCUCCACCUCAUCAUUCAGCUGUUGCUGCUUCAUCAUCUGUUGGUUCAGCUUCCUCUGCUGUUUCUUCUCAACAGAUGACUGUAGGAAAGGUCUCACGUGCAAUUGGAGCUGUGGCUGAAGUUCUUGUAAAUCUGUAUGUGAAUGAUCACAGACCCAAGCCACAGCUUGAACUGAAGCGGUCUCUGGACAGAGCUGCAGGUUCUUGCCCCAUUCCUCACUUUCCAUCUGCUGCCUCCACCACUCAGGGCUGUCAGGGUUCUCUGCGAAAAGAAUUCCCCAAGUCCAUUGGGGGCAGUGACAUCUGCUAUUUCUGCAAGAAACGGGUCUAUGUCAUGGAGAGGCUGAGUGCAGAAGGCCACUUCUUUCACAGGGAGUGCUUCAAGUGUGAAAUCUGUUCUACAACACUCCGCUUAGGAAUUUAUGCCUUUGAUGUUGAAGAAGGUAAAUUUUACUGUAAACCUCAUUUUACGCACUGCAAAAUCAGUACGAAACACAGAAAGAGAAGGGCAACAAUACAGAUCCAUGGAAAGGAGGCGAUAGAUGCGUGGAAGAAAGCGGAAGCCAAACCCACAGAGAUCACCACAGAAAGCAGUUUGUCCACUGCUAGCAGUCCAGAGGACAGGUCCCCAGGUAUCCUGACUUCCUUCUUGGGGGGCACGCUAAGCUGGCCCCUGCGGGUGACCAGGGAUCUGCUUGACAUUCCCAGCCGCCUGUCUAACUGGAUGCAUGGUUUCCUGCACGCUACCCACCUCCAUUUCAGGGACAAUGCAUAUAACUAUACCUACCUGUACGAACUCCUGAGCCUUGGGGUGCCACUCCUCUGUGCUCUCCUAGAGGUACUCACUCACAUGUACCGGGAAGCAGAGCUAUCACUUGAAAACGUGCUUGAAUGGGUGAAAAGAUUCUGUAGGGUUUGAAUCUUUCUGUGUGUCUUGCUCAGUUGUGCCUUUCAAAUUUUCAAAAUUAACAGCCUGGCUAUUUUCUCGAGGGAAAUUUUUGGUUUGGAGGGCUUUGUUUUUGCUCUUCGUGCAAUGUGACGCAUGACUUCAUUGAACGGUGGAUUCCUUCUGAUAGAAGCGAGGUACAAUUGAAAUUUUCAACACAAAAUGUACUGUAUGUUAGAGCAUGAAGGACAGUGUCCAAACACAUUUCUAGAACAUGGAGUCAGAUGAAGGAUAUUUUCUAGAUUAUUUUUCCCCAUUUUAUUCUGUGAUCAGACUGUUGGAGAAGAUGGUACAUUUUGAAACCGUUUUUCUUCCUUUUCUGCCCAGCUUAUUUUUUUCUUUUUUCAGUUAGACCAUGAAAAAAUAUGUGUUCUUUCAGGAAUAUUUCUGACAAAUGGCUGGGAUUUGAUACCUGAGUAAAGCACAUAGCUUUUUUUUCUUCUUGCUUUCAUCUUUGCUCUAGGUUAUGAGAUUUUUACUUGCGUUAAUAUGUUUCAAAAAAAUAGUUUACAUAAUUCACAUUGCUUCAAGUCAAAUGCCUUUUACAUUGCUUUACAUGUGAUGGAUACCUUUUGUUGAUAGUGGGUACUAUCUGUUCUACUAAUUUAUUUGAAGUUUUUCAAUAAAUUUGAAGAGCAAAUGAUAGUUGAGUGAAGACUUGAUUGAAAUUUUAAGUCAAAGAAACUGGUAGAAAGAAGUAGGCAGAACAUUCCUCAAGUCAAGGCUUCCUCAUUUGGUGGCUGAUAUGAGGCAUAUCAAUUUAUGGAGCACUCCUCUGUAAGUGAAGUCACUCCUGUUGUGCCUCUGAGCAGGCACUGCUCCCAGUCUCUUCUGGAAUUUUUUAAAAAUGCAGGUUUAGAACAAACAUCAAAAGCCAAAAAAUGUAUUCUUAAGCGAUAACUUCUUACUUGGGUAAUUCAUUUCAAUGUGUGCAGCUGGUGGCAGAAAGGUGAAAUUCUAAUUUCUGGAGCAGCAGAUGAGUAAAUUUCUUUCAGAUGUCCCUCAACCUUAGACUAGAUUCAGAAGGCCUACCUUAAUCUGUUAAACAGCAAGGACACAGUGACAUCCCAAUGCUCAUUACUUUCAGCCGAGUUAGCCAGCGAGGUAAGCAUGCUCCCUGCCUUUCAAGUACUUAUUUAUAUUCAGAAGGUUACCAGGAAAUAGGUAAAUCCAAUAUGUGUAGCCUAAAAUGAAAAAGCAUCUGUAGCAAUUUUUGUAGCCAGAAGAAUGUGGCAUAAACAAUAGGAAAUACUGUUGCAUUCAGUUAGUACCAAAAUUGAGGAUCACCUGCCAGUGGUCUCAAAUGACAGUGCUGCCUAUGGGCUGGCAGGCCUUGGGGUUUGUUUUGUUUUGAUUUGAUUUGAUUUCCUAUAAUGUGGGAAAAGAUGGUUUGAAUUGUUUUGCCUCUUAGGUAUCAAAAGGAAAUGUGUCUGCUGUUUAAAAUAAAUGACAAACUGGAUCUUCCUUCUAGAUAGUUUGACUUUCUUUAAACUAUGAGGAUGAGCUUUCCACAUUUUAGAGUGAUUAUGUAUUUUGGGGUAAAAAUUGUUAUUUUUAUGCACAGAACUUGAAAAAGUGCUUGAAGAAAAUUAUUAGCUAUAAGGUAGCAUUCCUUUGACAAAAAUUGCCUUUAAUGCUCAAACAUGUAUUCAGCCAAACCUUGCUAUGACAUUGAGUGGACGCAGCAAUAAUUACAGUUACAUGGUGGCCAUCUGUAUAUAUGUAAUGUAUCUGUACCUUUCUUACAGCAUUUAAAAAACCUGACCUGGAAACACUGCACUAUCUUUAAUUAUUUUCUAAUGAUAGAAGCUGUUUCACCCUAAAAAGGAGGCAGUCUGCAGUGUAGUUACUCCUGCAGCACAGCAAACUGCUGGGCGGUCGAGUUUCCAAAUUUGGGCUGCCAUCAAUUUUGGUUUCAGUUUGUCAAUAGGAGAGUCUUUAGGAACACUUCUUCCUAAAGUUUUCUCCUGCUGUUUACUAUGGCAGAGAGAGCAUAAGGGUAAACGUAGGGAAAAUGGUGAUGUACAAGAUUUUUUUGUACAAGAUGUAGAAGAUUUCCAAGAAACUUGGAAAUCUCUGGCCAAUGAACUUAAAACCAAAUGAAUCUUACUAGUAGAAAGUGUAAAAACAAGAUUAAAAAAAAUGGUAUUGAUUUUAUACAGAUUUGUAUAAUGGGGCAUAAAUCCCUACAUUUCCACAACAGAGUUCAGGAACUUGUGUAAUGAAAAUGUUUUCCUGAGGAAUCUUAAUUACCAUGCAUAUUCCACUGGGAUUUUGCAGAUGAUUCUGUUGGGAGGGUUAUUUUAUUGGUAUUAGUCCAAUUGCUUGAUUUUUUGACUUCUUCAUCUUACUGUUCUGCUAGUAAUACUCAUACCUGCUUGUCCUCAUUGAUAAUUGAAUGAAAAAAGGCAGUUCCAUUUUGGCCAGUUAUUUUUUGUACCAAUGUAAUCUUCCUGAUGCUUUCCUACAUAACCAAGUGAAGUUCUGUGUUUUCUUCCCUGCUGUCUUCUCUGCCAAUCUCCCUCAUUGCUUUUAGUCCAAUUCAACAUUCCGGUGCUGCACCCGCUCACUGGCUGAAGCCUUUCUGCUCUCAGGUGAUUUUUUUUCCAGUUCCAAAAUUACAUGACUAACCCUGUUGUUUGAAAGCAUUUCAUUGUGUGUUCUUGUUUUUUGUUUUUUUUAACUGUUGGAGCAAUCUGUGUGUCUGGUAUAUUAAUGGAGCUUUGGCAUGAUUAUUUAACCUGUUGCUGAGUUCGCAGUUCUAGAAAAAGUAAUGUUUUUCUCUCUGUGUCUGUGCAUGUGCGCUUCCCUGUGCCUUUAAGGUAAGUUAGGCAGUAAAGGGUUUCUUGAAAGAACUUGUUAAAGGCUUAUUUCUUUCAAAGAACUGAAGGAAAGAUCUAAAAUAAGGUCAGGGUGUGAUUGCCCAGCUGAUUCUCUGGGUUAACAUGAGCACCUGUUUGCACUGAGCUCACACACCCAAUGAGCAAGCAGUGUCUGAGCACGUCCCUGCUUUCCUACUGGAAAAGUGUGGUGUAAAAGGUUCUGUAGGCAACGUAGCCUAAACUAUGCAAGUUCUAGUCUUCCACCCCAAGUGACAUUGUAGACAGGCCUAAAAUUGACUGUUAUUUUACAUAGUAACAUAUGUCAUAAAGGUAAUAAGUUCAAAGUGCAUGUGGUUCUCAGGCUGAACAUGUACCAACAUGCCAGAGUGCUUUGGUUUGGGCGGUUUUAUUGCCUGGGCCUUGCCUGGCACUCUGAUGAUUGGGUUUCUCUUGCUGCACGAGACGUUGCCGCCCCUCUCCAUGACCAGCUCCCCCCAUUGUUUUGUGUCUAUUUUUUACAUAAGGUCCAGUUUGUAUAAUCACUAGGUGACAGUCUAGAAGGGGAAAUGAAACCCAGCAGGAACCAAGGGCUCAGGCUGACCAGCAAGUCCACUGAGGGUCUGGCUGAUGUAGUCAUAACCCAGCUGUCCCUGCCAUGGACCCCUCUCAAAGGGAAGGGCCUUUGGGAAUUGAUCUUAGGAGCAGUUUUAGGAGGGGCCAGACAUCCUCUGCCAUCUGCUCCAUUUCACACACCUCAGCCAGGAAGGUGGAAGGCAGCAGGGCCAGAGCCCUUACCUUGCUGGUCUGCACAUUUGCACGACUCAGCCACUUGUAUUUAUUUGUGUGGGUAUCCUAAAAUGACUUGAUGGCUCUGAAAGUCCCCACGCUGUGCCCACACAGAAUCUCUCAGUGUUUCAAACGCCAUUUCCUGCACAACUGGCUGGGAUGUGACUCCCAGUGUAUUUCAGGGCUGCAGUGUGUUGUUACAAAGCUCAGCAUGCUUUAAUAUGAAGGUCAUGACAUAAAGGUCUGCCAUUUCAAACCACUUCCUAUUGCUGUGUUUUUUACUCUCUGUUGCAGAGUCUUCCUUGCUCUUCCUGCUCAGUGAGGAUUCUGUCCUUCUCCUCCUAAAUCUUCUGUAUCCAUUUUACUUUAUAAUCUUAACUGAAUAUUUUUAUUAAAUAGUUUUUAACUCUGUAUUUAAAUUUUCACAUGGAAAUUCUGUAUUUUGCACAUGGUGAAAAUUGUUUUAGCUUUAUUUAUGAUAUCUGCUGUAAACAAAAAUAAAUGUAGUUCUUUAUAA